Molecule: messenger RNA, 2872 nt
Organism: Raphanus sativus (radish)
Lineage: Eukaryota; Viridiplantae; Streptophyta; Magnoliopsida; Brassicales; Brassicaceae
Product: serine/threonine-protein kinase/endoribonuclease IRE1a
Exons: 7
Coding region: 241-2709 (822 amino acids)
Biological process (GO): IRE1-mediated unfolded protein response; protein phosphorylation; intrinsic apoptotic signaling pathway in response to endoplasmic reticulum stress
Cellular component (GO): IRE1-TRAF2-ASK1 complex
Molecular function (GO): RNA endonuclease activity; protein serine/threonine kinase activity; ATP binding
Source: RefSeq, a predicted model, not a curated record
UGUGCGGGCAGGGGGGGGAAGAAAUAAACGGGACGGUACGGUAGAUUCCAAAACCGCAGUCUCAGACAAAGCUUAGCAUCUCUGCCCCCCUUCCCUUGCUGUUGACUUUACCCACAAGUCAAUUCCAAAACCCUAGCUUCAUCCCCCACCUCUCCCCCCCUUCCAUCCUCAAAUCCUUAUCCCUCUCUUCCUCUCUCUCACAGAUCAAUCCAUCUCUUCUCUUCUCUCCGAGCUAUCCAUAUGCUCCGUUCGAUGCCACCAUCCCACUUUCUCCGCCAACUCCUCUUCUUACUACUGCUGCUAUCACCAUGGACAUCUUCUCGCGCCGCUGAGCCGUCCAAUCAUAUCUCCGUAUACGGACGCGCGGCUAGCAGAUCGCUGCUGCACUCUGAUGAAGAGCCAAACACGGAGCUUGUUGUUGAUCUUUCUGGGAAAGUCUCGUUGAUUAUGCAGCCGUCAAGAAAACCAAUCUGGUCUUUCUCAUCAGGAUCACCCAUUCAUUCCUCCUAUCAAGCUCCUCUUCUAAAUGUUGUCAACAACACAGGAAACGCCACUGAGAUUAUUAGUAAAGCUUUCGUUGUAGAGUACAUAGACGACAACUCAGAUGUUAGUACCAUGGUUGAUGAUGAUGGCUAUACUAGAAAGACUAUGGAGGACUUGAUGAAGGAGAUGCCACGUGUGAGUGACGAUGGUCUGACUCUUGGCUCCAAAACCUCUACCACCUAUUUGGUUGAUGGUUUGUCGGGGAGGCUAAUCCAUGUCUAUGGGACCACCACCCGAGAUAAUAAUAACAACAACACUAGUUUCAUGGUGAAGCCCACUAGCGCCGACAAUCUGGCGAGCAUACAGCUUCUCAUCACGCGGACAGAUUCAAAACUGGAGCAUUUCGAUAAGACCUCAGGAAAGCCUGUGUGGAACGUGACCGUUUCUCACUUCAGAGCCGACUUGCGUUGUGAUCCGGCUUUCAAUAGAGACAAAAACCUCGGUCCUGAAAUCCUCACUGGAAUCUAUCUCCCGUUGCGAUGCGGUGGUAAUCACACUGACGUCCGUUCCCUCGUUAAAUCAGGAGUUUUUAUUAGGAUGCCUCGAGAACCUGAAAGUGGCAAUGAAGCCAAAAUGUUGCCCUCUUCAGUAAACAGAAAAUCAAGGAAGUUAUGGGAACAUGGUGUGUUUGGCAAAAACUCUGGAUGGUCGCCUGUGAAAUUACUUGUCCCUCUAUUUGUUUUGGUUGCUGUUAUAAUCUCUGUUUACGCGAAAAGCUUUUCAUCGAGGGGCGGUGAUUUGAGUUCAAAAUCUGGACCUUCCAAAAAGAAGAAGAACCGUAAAUCAGGGAAGGAUAAGCAGACAGAAUUUGAGCUGGUUGAAGGGGGUCAAAUGUUACUAGGCUUCAAUGACCUUCUAAAUGGUGGAGGUGACGGGAGAAAGAUUGGUAAGCUGUUUGUGUCAAAUAAAGAAAUCGCAAAGGGAAGUAAUGGGACUGUGGUGUUUGAGGGUAUUUACGAAGGCCGGCCAGUAGCUGUAAAACGCCUCGUUCGUUCCCAUCACGAAGUUGCUUUCAAGGAGAUUCAAAACCUCAUUGCAUCCGACCAGCAUUCGAACAUCAUUCGGUGGUACGGUGUGGAGUACGACCGAGAUUUUGUUUACCUUUCUCUAGAGCGAUGCGCGUGCAGUUUAGAUGAUUUGAUCAAAACCUAUUUGAAUUUCUCAAUGACGAAAGUGUUGGGAAAUGGCGACUCUACGUAUGAGAUGAAACUGGACUCUUUGGAGGGAGUUAUGGAAGGAAAGAGUUUGUGGAAAGUGGGAGGCCACCCGUCACCUCUCAUGCUAAAACUUAUGAGGGAUAUAGUUUUUGGGCUUGCCCAUUUGCAUGAACUGGGAAUAGUUCAUCGGGACUUGAAACCACAAAAUGUAUUGAUAAGUAAAGGGAUGACUGUGAGUGCAAAGCUUUCUGAUAUGGGUAUUAGCAAGCGUCUAACUGGGGACAUGUCGUCAUUGGGUCAUUUUGCCACAGGUUGUGGUAGUUCUGGUUGGCAAGCACCGGAACAGCUACUUCAAAGUCGCCAAACCCGUGCUGUAGACAUGUUUAGUUUAGGAUGUAUCCUGUUUUACUCCAUAACUGGUUGUAAGCAUCCCUUUGGACAAGACCUUGAACGCGAUGUCAACAUCGUGAACAACAAAGUCGACUUAUUUCUAGUCGAGCAUGUUCCCGAAGCUUCAGACCUGAUCUCUCGUUUACUGAAUCCAAACCCUGACUUACGUCCUAGUGCAACCGAAGUGCUACUCCAUCCCAUGUUCUGGAACUCAGAGAUGAGACUGUCUUUUCUUCGGGAUGCUAGUGACCGAGUAGAGCUUGAAAACAGAGAGGCUGAUUCGGAGAUCUUGAAAGCAAUGGAGAGUACAGCUCCAGUGGCUAUAGGAGGGAAGUGGGAUGAAAAGCUAGAACCUAUCUUCAUUACAAACAUCGGACGGUACAGGCGUUACAAGUAUGAUAGUAUUCGUGAUCUGUUACGUGUCAUCAGAAACAAACUGAAUCAUCACCGAGAACUUCCUUCAGAGAUCCAGGAACUUGUUGGAACGGUUCCAGAAGGAUUCGAUGAGUACUUUUCUGUUCGGUUUCCAAAAUUGCUGAUUGAAGUCUACAGAGUCAUCUCUGUGCACUGUAAGGAAGAAGAAGUAUUCAGAAAGUACUUCAAAUGCAACCACAUGUAAAUAACGGGUUUGCUUACUUGUAAUCCAUGUUUGUUAUUGCUAUAUAUGUUUACAUAAAUUAACUGAUUUCUAAACUAGUUGCAACAUGCAUCACUAAUCUAUGUAUAUAUGUAUUAUCUCAUGUAAACUUCCGUUUCAAAUAAUAUUUGUACUAUUUCAUAAA